GGCAGGCCCGGCAGUCGGGCGGGCGGGCGGCGCGGGGCGGCCGGGUGCUGCCGCCGCCGCCUCCUCCCUUCCUCAGGCGCUGCCGGCCAGGAGCGGAGCGGGCAGGGCCGGGCCUGCCCGGGCCCGGCCGCCCGCCGGCCCCUCCUCUACCGCCACCAUAGCUCCCCUUCCCUCCCGUUGCCGCCGCCCCCCAGCCGCCACCAUGCAGGAGCUCAUCGCCAGCGUGGACCACAUCAAGUUCGACCUGGAGCUGGCCGUGGAGCAGCAGCUGGGGGCGCAGCCGCUGCCCUUCCCGGGCAUGGACAAAUCAGGUGCAGCUGUCUGUGAAUUUUUUUUAAAAGCGGCCUGUGGGAAAGGAGGCAUGUGCCCCUUCAGACACAUCAGUGGGGAAAAGACAGUUGUUUGCAAACACUGGCUACGAGGACUGUGCAAAAAAGGAGACCAGUGCGAGUUUCUGCACGAGUAUGACAUGACCAAGAUGCCUGAGUGUUACUUCUACUCCAAAUUUGGGGAAUGCAGUAACAAGGAAUGUCCGUUCUUGCACAUCGACCCGGAGUCUAAGAUCAAGGACUGUCCCUGGUAUGACAGAGGCUUCUGUAAACAUGGUCCCCUCUGCAGACACCGGCACACUCGGAGAGUCAUUUGUGUGAAUUACCUCGUGGGAUUCUGUCCCGAGGGGCCUACCUGUAAAUUCAUGCACCCUAGGUUUGAACUGCCAAUGGGAACCACAGAGCAACCACCACUGCCUCAGCCAACACAAACCCAGCAAAAGAGGACACCCCAAGUCAUUGGAGUCAUGCAGUCUCAAAAUAACAACUCUGGGAACAGAGGACCCCGGCCGCUGGAGCAGGUCACCUGCUACAAGUGUGGUGAAAAAGGUCAUUAUGCCAACAGAUGCACCAAAGGACAUCUGGCCUUUCUCAGUGGACAGUGAAAGAGCAGAAUGAAGAGUGCAGGGGAGCUGUUAACACUGAGGAGAGGUUUCUGCCUAGCACCAUGUCUCGAACUAUUAAUCAGGUUGUUUUUUAAUGCCAUUACUGAAAGAACUGGUCAGAGGCUGGCUGCUGCUAAGCAACAUUUUUGUAAUUGCCCACAAAUCUUUUUUUUAUGUUUUAACCUUUUUAAAAAUAGAUUUUGGCCUCCGCCCAUGUUCAUUGAGCCCUGCUGAAAGGCAGAUCUAAAAGCAAAUGGAUGUGGAACCCCCUCACAGUGCAGCACUCUACAUAAACACAUCUUAUGCCA
Molecule: messenger RNA, 1242 nt
Organism: Apus apus (common swift)
Lineage: Eukaryota; Metazoa; Chordata; Aves; Apodiformes; Apodidae
Gene: CPSF4
Product: cleavage and polyadenylation specific factor 4
Exons: 8
Coding region: 203-934 (243 amino acids)
Molecular function (GO): zinc ion binding; RNA binding
Source: RefSeq, a predicted model, not a curated record